Messenger RNA from Fonsecaea pedrosoi CBS 271.37, 2601 nucleotides. RefSeq lists its product as uncharacterized. Bases 1 to 2601 code for a protein of 866 amino acids. NCBI's taxonomy places the organism in Eukaryota, Fungi, Ascomycota, Eurotiomycetes, Chaetothyriales, Herpotrichiellaceae. Gene Ontology annotation, biological process: retrograde transport, endosome to Golgi. The transcript has 2 exons. Gene Ontology annotation, cellular component: GARP complex. The record is from RefSeq and is a predicted model, not a curated record.
AUGCCUGUCAAUGGGGUUCAGCACGAGGAGGAUUUGCUAGAUUCAGACAAUUAUGACCCUAUCGAACACCUCGAUCAGAUAUUCUCACACCCUUCGACCCUCUCGUCGGUCAGACAGACCUUCGAAAUCCUCCAAGCCUAUCAAGAUGACCUUGACGACGAAAUCGAGGCUCUCGAAGACGAGCAGAUACAGUCAAACGCAGAAUGUCUGCAGCGAAUGGAAGCCUCGAAAGCCGAGCUGGCGGAGUUGUUCCAGCGCAUCGAGAGUGUCCGGGAGCGGGCACUGCGGACCGAGCGAAACAUCACCGAGAUGACGGCGGAUAUUAAGCAGUUGGACAAUACAAAGAAGAAUCUCACGCUUUCGAUGACAGCGUUGAAGAGACUGCAGAUGUUGACGACCGCCUAUGAACAGCUGCGGGCCAUGAGCAAAACGAGACAGUACAGAGAAUGCGCGCAGCUCCUGCAGGCGGUGAUCCAGCUCAUGGCGCACUUCAAAUCCUACCGGUCAAUCGACCAGAUCGCGACGUUGAGCAGGAAUGUAGCAGAUAUACAGAGAGAGUUGCUGGAACAAGUGUGCGAGGACUUCGAGAUUACCUUCAGCAAGGAAGAGGUGGCUCAGAAACGAGGACUGCUUCACGAGGCGUGUUUGGUAGUCGAUGCUCUGGGUGAUGCUGCCCGGUCACGGUUGACCACCUGGUAUUGUAACACGCAACUUCGUCAGUAUCGGCAUAUCUUCAAGGGGGACCAGGAGGCGGGAUCGCUUGACAAUAUUGAUCGGAGGUACGCGUGGUUCAAAAAGACGCUCAAGAUAUACGACGAGGAACAUGCUGCCAUCUUCCCUCCGCACUGGCGGGUCAACGAGAUCCUUGCCAACGUCUUUGCUGAAGGAACAAGAGAAGACUACAAGGGCAUCUUGUCUAGGACUACCCGCAACGGUCAGACCAUUGAUGUCCAGCUGUUGUUGUCAUGUUUGCAGCAAACUCUGGACUUCGAGCACGCUCUCGAAAGGAGAUUCAAUCAAACGUCAAGAACCUCCAUCGAUACCAUGGCAUCAGCCAGUGACACACCAGUCUUUGGCCAGCCGAUCUCGGACGCGUUCGAACCGUAUCUGAGCUUGUGGGUGGAAGCACAGGAUAAAGAACUUGCGGGUCUGAUACCGCAAUACAGGCAGCGGCCGACCAAACUUGCGGAUGAAGAUUUCUCCUCACAACAUGUUAUUGCCUCGUCGACAGAGCUGUUCAACUUCUACCGACACUCCCUCGCGCAAUGUGCGAAGCUCUCCACGGGACAGCCCCUGCUCGACUUGUCCAAGGUUUUUGGCCGCUAUCUUGACCAAUAUGCGCAGCAAGUUCUGCUGUUCUAUAUCUCCGAAAAACCAACAGGCGGCACCCCUUCUCGAAUACCCUCUGUCGAAGAUGUCAUUUUGGUUCUCAACACGGCGGACUACUGUUUCCAGACUUCGAAUUCUCUGGAAGAAAAGAUCAAGAGUCGCAUAGACGAUGCGUUGAAGGAUAAAGUCGAUCUACAGAGCCAAGCAGAUGCCUUCAUGGGCAUAGCGAGUGCGGCAGUUCGAGGUCUGGUCCGUCGUGUGGAAGUCGACUUGGAACCCAGCUGGCGUGAGAUGCGAAACAUGUCCUGGUCAAAGAUUGAAAUCGGAGAACAUCAAAGCCCCUACAUAACAGGUCUAGAGAAUCGGAUCAAGGACCGUUCCAGUGAGAUCUUGGGCAUGCUUCAUAAACAACAGUAUGCGCGGGCAUUCGCAGAUAAUCUGGUCGAGCUGUUGGCGUCAACGUAUGUGGCUAACAUUGCCCAAUGCAAGCCCAUCUCAGAAGGCGGCGCUGAGCAGAUGUUGCUCGACACUCACGCCAUCAGGAACACCCUCACCCAGAUACUUCCGGGUACACCGCCGCCACUUUUCCUCAAACGUGUCACUGCUGCUUUUGGCAAGAUUGAGCCGCUGUUAAAAACCCUACAAGUCCGACCAUCACCCCCAGAGGCCCUCGUCCAAGCAUACCUGAUUCACAUCUCCGACCUCUCGGAAGUCAACUUCCGCAAAAUCCUCGAAUUGAAAGGCAUCCGCGCAAAGUCAGAACAAAACCACUUGGUUGAAUUAUUUCAGAUGCACAAGUUCAGCCCACGGUACAAGGACACACUAGUGGAGAAGUCACCCCUGCUUACUCCAUUGAACCUGUCAGCAUCCGGUACGUCCACUGGGACUGCGGUAACACCAGCAGGUGCUCUCCACAACCUUUCGGCAUUGGGUAACUCUGCGGCGGCGUCACUGAGCACGGCAAAUAUACCAGCGAACAUGAAAUUCGAUGCUUCUGGACUGGGCAACGCAAUCAUUGACCGAUUCAGCAGCCCCGGUCUAGGCACGCCUCGAGACGGAGCAGUAAGCCCACCGCCAACUGGAACAGGCAUGCACACCACAGGCGAUGGGGGCUUCUCCGGUGCAGAGGCCGGGGCAAAGCUGAAUGAGAACUUGAAAAACAUUGGAAAAUUCUUCAAGAGGGACCUGGGUGGGUUUGGGGGCAUAGGUCGAUUCGGCAGUAGUAAAACCACGAGUCCGGCUCCUCCUGAAGACCGCGCAAACCACCGAUAG